This is a messenger RNA of Asterias rubens (European starfish), 3208 nucleotides long. RefSeq names its product pyrokinin-1 receptor-like. The coding region runs from base 134 to 1375 and encodes 413 amino acids. Gene Ontology annotation, biological process: G protein-coupled receptor signaling pathway. Gene Ontology annotation, molecular function: G protein-coupled receptor activity. NCBI's taxonomy places the organism in Eukaryota, Metazoa, Echinodermata, Asteroidea, Forcipulatida, Asteriidae. The transcript has a single exon. Gene Ontology annotation, cellular component: plasma membrane. The record is from RefSeq and is a predicted model, not a curated record.
UCGUGCUGGUUUAUGAGGUUUCGUUUCUCACUAGUCUGCCUCCAUCCAGCACCCGCAUCUACGGGUGAUUCCUCGUGUUAUAAAUCCGUGUUGCAGAGGUUUAUAAGUGCACACAAUAAGGAUCGAGUCUGCAAUGGAUAAUAGCUCUAUACCUUGGUGGGACAACAUGAAUGAAUCCAUCCCAUCGAGUAUGGAGUCUUACGACUCAUACGAUUUCCACUACGGGGUGUUACUACCAAAUAUAACGGACGGUGAGUGUUUUAUGAUUCAUGUGCUAAACGUGACGGAGGAGAACAUGGGGGAUUUCGUGUACACCACAGCUCAGCGGGUUAUCUUGCUUGCUGUCCUACCAGUCUUUAUGGUGCUUGGGAUCGUAGAUAAUCUUGCCUUUGUCUAUGUAGUCGUCAAGAUACCAGAUAUGAAUACUAUCACCAAUACAUAUCUGAUGAACUUGGCUGUUGCGGACGUGAUCUACCUGACUUUCUCGGUUGGGGAAAAACUGUUAAAGUACAUGGUAUCCCCGGUGUCUGAUGACGAUAAGGUGCUGGGCUUAGCUGGCUGCAUCGGGGUCUAUAUCAUCACAGACCUGGCCUAUUUUGCCGGCCUUUUCUUUGUGACACUCGUCUCAAUCGAUCGUUUUAUGGCAGUUCACCACCCAAUGUCAGGAGGCAAAAAGGGCCGUAAGAACAGACAUUUAAAGCUCAUUACCGGUACAUGGAUGCUUGCUUGCAUCUUGUCGGCAGCGAUGUCCCCUGCUUACGCGGCCUUUGAGGAGUACUGUAUCCUAUGGCCAAAGGGUGAACCUUAUGAUAGUUGGUCUCACGUGGCUGCAGAGUGUGUCAGCGUCUCAGAGUGGUCUAAACCCGUCACACAAGGCCUUCAAACACUCCCAUUCUUUGCUUCAUUCAUCACCAAUGUCAUUCUGUACAUUUUCAUCAUCAAGGGACUAGACCAAUCUAUCGAGAGAUUAAGAAAGCAUGGCUUGAUGAAGGAGAAGGAUAUUGACGUCCGUAAUCAAAUUGCCCGGAUGUUGAUUGUCAAUGGAAUGGUGUUCUUCUUUUGCUUGGCGCCCUUUGAGUUGGUAUCUCUCUUUUCAAUGGUUGAUACCCUAAGUAACAGUUCUACCUAUAUCCUGUCUAUGGAGACUGAGUUAAUUCUGAACCACAUCGGACGGGUGCUUGCUUACUUCAACUCUGCCGUCAAUCCUUUAAUUUAUACGGCCAUGAGUAGCCGUUACCGACAGGCUUUCAAACAAGCCUUCUUACCCCAGAAAAGACGUGGUUUUUUUCGCGGGGUACGGACGUCAUUUAACCAUACGAUAUCGCACACGACGGAGACUCACGUAGACGAGACGCAAACGGAAUCAAAAUUCUGACAUAGACAACGAAAGACGUUAAAAUGACGCUAGUUUUGAAAGUUGGGCUGCACCCACAAAUGGAUAGCACUGAACCCAAUGUUUUUGUACUCGGUGUGUCCGUGUAAAAGUGGUUUAACAAACACCAUAAAAUGAGCACUUAACGUUAAAAAUCACAACAUCAUCGUUGAUCGUCGUUUGAUGUUAAUGUAAUAAAAUGGUAUGGGUUAAUACUUCUCAUAAUGGCACCUGCAAAAUUGAUGUUACGCACUGAAUAUGUUGAUUGUUCCUUUUGGAACAAAUACUUGGUGUGUCAUUGUGGGGGGGGGGGGGUGUCUGUCGCCACAGCUGGCGUGCUGAUUGUUUCUACCUCCUUUUGUUUCUUUCGAUGAGGAAAUAAUGUUCCAAAACAACUUAUUUACUUCAUACAGAUUUUUCUCAAAUUAAAAAAAGGGACACAUUGCGUUAUACUGUCGUAAUAUUGUAGUGUUGGGAGUGACCGCGAUACGCAUUUAAAACUUUGUUCAUUCCCUGAAAAUAUCUACCGUGUGAUGUCUAGUGAAAAGUGAUUAAACAAAAUCCGUAAAUGUGCUUCUUAUAACACAACCAGGAGUCGACAAUUUUGUUCUAUAAAAUGAUGAACCGUGUUAUGUCUUGCAAUUGCACACAAAUUGCACAUUUCCAAUGUAUAUUAUUUUGAAUCAUUAAUAUCUUACCAUUCGUACAAAAACAAUACUUUUGAGAGCCCAAAGCGGCCUAAUCGAAGGAAACAUACCCCUUUAAAUUAGCAUAAUAUUUUUAUGGCAACAUUUAAUUACCUACCAUGUGCUCAAACCAUCGAUAUUUUGUACAUCUAGUUGUGAUUAUUUUUAUUAUAAUUUUGUUCGUGAAGAGUUGUUUAUUUAAUUGAUUGAAUAUUAAAAAGUAUUAUACGGGAUUUGUAGAGCUGGCUAAAUCAUUUAUACGCAGUUAGUGUUUAUGUGUUGUGUGGAUCCGAACUUUGCUUGGUUCUGGGGUUUUAAAGCUUUUCCAGGUUUUGCCGAACGUUACUUCCAAGGAAAAUAUUUUACAGAAAAUAAAUUAAGUAGGAAUUCAUAAUCGGAGUUAAAUGGUUUCAGAUUACCAAUCCUGUAUAAUACCUUUAAUAAAAUAGCAAUAUUUGAAGGCACAACUGUUAAAUUGUUAGCAUAUAAACUUACCUGGUACUGCGUAAUGGAGUAACGUAGUUGUUUUGAGAAAGAGUAAAUUUCUCACUGAAAUAAUAUUAGCGUGGGUAAUGUCAAAGACCAGUAUUCUCAUAUAUUUAACGUGGUUUUACUAUCACCUCAAAAAGAAAACAACAAAAGAAAAAAAACAAUAACAUUAAAAGAGAACUUGCCUACAACCAGCAAUUAUGUAAAUUGCCUCGUGUGGCCUGACCGAUGAUUGGUCAAACAUGUUGACAUCGAACCAAAUAAUGGCUGCCUCUAUAAUCGAAACAGGAUAUUAAAGUUUAAUGGAGAGUGAAGCCAAACUAAUUAUGUUGUGUUACCUAUGCUCAAACCACUACACUGAAAGGAAUUUAUAAUUGUACCAUCCAAAAGCUAACGAUAAACCAUUGAAGCUUGCACUCCUUACUUGUUGUAUGAUAAAAAGGGGUGUUUUCCGCUCCACUUAUUUUGAUUAAUUAACAGUGGUUGAAAGAAAAUUUAUAUACACUAAUACACUGGACACUAUUGGUAAUUACUCAAAAUGGUUGUUAGCAUAAAGACAUACUGUAACAAGAAUGGAGGGUUGCUGAUAUUAUAUAGUAUAAAACACUAUUAGUCACUUAUUUUAUAUUUUUUUGAAAGAUGUUAUUUGUUACUCAAAUAU